Rotaria sp. Silwood2 is the source of this 615-nucleotide messenger RNA. NCBI's taxonomy places the organism in Eukaryota, Metazoa, Rotifera, Eurotatoria, Philodinida, Philodinidae. The record is from the annotation of a GenBank genome assembly.
AUGCCUAAUAUUCUAUUUUUCAAAGAUACUGACUCUGAACUUAAAUCGUUACAACAAUCAAUAUCGAGUGAAUGGAUCCAUCUAGUACAAGUAUUUCGUGAUUUUUCCCAAGGUAACGGUUUAAUUUCAAUUUUGGGAACUAACGUAGAAAUGGAACUUGAAGGAACAGCUACUAAUGGUCGCGCUAUCGUCCUCCCGAAAACGUACAAUAACGGAACUUGUUCAUGUGCUACUUCAAAUCUUAUGAAUGCCACUAAUCUUGAUUAUUUAAAUGCAGAUCCGGGUUCAUAUUUAAGCGAUAUUUAUCCAUUGCAGUUUUCCUCAUCUGUUUCAAAUUUUGCCAUUAAUGAUACAAUUGAAACUAUCGCCAAUCGAGUAUUCAUUGACUUUUGGUCAAAUGAAACGUCCUAUGAGCAAUAUUACACUGCGUGUGCACCAAUAUCCUGCAGUUACGUGAAGCAACAGCAUUUGAAUCCUGUUUACGCACUGACAAUGUUCUUAAAUGUAUUUAGUGGACUUUCAGUAGUACUUAAAUAUAUAGUUCCACUUUUAGUUGGAAUGGCAUAUAAAUUACGUUCUCGUUUCAAAUCAUCACGGGUAUCAUCAAGCUAUUAA